Messenger RNA from Klebsormidium nitens, 1435 nucleotides. Lineage: Eukaryota; Viridiplantae; Streptophyta; Klebsormidiophyceae; Klebsormidiales; Klebsormidiaceae. The record is from the annotation of a GenBank genome assembly.
UUGCAGCUGAGCAGCACACACCGCUGGCAGCAAUACCAGAACUUUGAACACGCAUCCGAAAAGGUGACGCGCUUUCUCCCUCCAGCACUUCCUUUUCGAUUUGUCUCAGAGCGCUUUGCAGAAAGUGAGCAAAGCCACCAGCUCACCAAGUCACUCUCGCUCUUCGAGAAGAAACAGAUAAGCAGCCUUCGACGUUAUGGCAAACUACAUCUGUUGCGCCCAAGUCGAACAGAGCACCCUGGGCAUACAGGAGGACUGGGGGCGCUUCUCAAAGAUCCUUGAGCCCGGUUGUCACUUCCUCAACCCCUUCUGCGGCCAGGCGGUGUCUGGCACCAUCUCGCUGAGGAUUCAGCAGCUUGAUGUUCGGUGCGAGACAAAGACCAAGGACAAUGUCUUCGUGACGAUGGUAUGCUCUGUCCAGUACCGUGCGGUGCGGGAGAAUGCAGACGACGCCUUUUACGAGCUGAGCAAUCCUCGGGAGCAGAUCCAGGCGUAUGUCUUUGACGUCGUGCGGGCGAGCGUCCCAAAGUUGCUGCUGGACGAGGUCUUCGAGCAGAAGAACGAGGUCGCGAAGGCGGUGGAGUCGGAGCUCGAGAAGGCGAUGAGUGCCUACGGGUACAACAUUGUCCAGACCCUGAUUGUGGACAUCGAGCCGGACCUCCAAGUCAAGAGGGCCAUGAACGAGAUCAACGCCGCUGCCCGCAUGCGCAUGGCCGCGGUGGAGAAGGCGGAGACGGAGAAGAUCUUGCAGGUAAAGCGGGCGGAGGGGGAGGCGGAGAGCAAGUACCUAUCCGGGAAGGGUGUGGCCCGGCAACGCCAGGCCAUCGUCGAGGGACUACGCGAGAGCGUGGUGGCGUUCGCGCACGGCGUGGAGGGCACCUCCCCGAAGGACAUCAUGGACAUGGUUCUGCUAACCCAGUAUUUCGACACCAUGAAAGAGAUCGGGGCACACAACAAGAGCUCGACCGUGUUCAUGCCCCACGGCCCAGGUGCGGUUGCUGACGUGGCAAGCCAGAUCAGGGCCGGAACGCUCCAGGCGGCCUCCGUACAAGAGAUGGCAAGGGAUUGAGAAAAAAGUCGAAUACAAAAACGCUGUGCGCGGACGUGCGAAGGACCACCUAAAGAGACUCUCUGGGCCCUUAGUGUAAGAUAGCAAGAGCGGACUUUGUGUCGAACAAUAAACGCCCAGGACAUUGAGGAGCGUCUCCGAAUUCCAGGCAAUUGGUUGUUCGCCGGUUUUACCCGUCGGGGCAGGUCCAACGGCAGAGUCGCUGGUCUCUAGGUCUUUGACGAGCCACCCAACUGAUGUGAAGCUGGAGUCCAGCAGCUAUUGCAUCUUUUCUAGAAGGUAGCUUCAGCUUCACUUCAUGGAUCGCACUUAUCCUAGCGAUUGAACUUGAUUUACUUUUCAAGAGCAUGCUCCGGAUCGCCUACG